AUGGCCACAUGCGAUUAUACCGUUUCUCUGCACCAUGGGAUUGUCCCUCCUACGGGUCGAAUUUAUCUUCCGGUUGAUGUGACUGGCCAUAUACCCGACUAUACGCGUCUAAACGACCGGCCUGUGAUCAGGUCAUGUGAAAUUGCACUGGGAAUACGCGAUGUAUGCCUCAAGCUCAGAAUUCCCCACUACAACAUAGUGGCUAUGAAUUCCGCCCCUCCAUCGGCUGUGAUUUAUUCACACGCUAACUUCAAGGCUUCCAUCCAACCGGAAAAAGCCGGAGAUACCAAGGACUUUUAUGAAAGAUGCUUUGCAGAAGCCGCUGCAAUUAACCUCUUUUUCCCUGAUGUACGAUCGGAGAGAAUCCGCAUAUGCAUGACAGCGUGGCUGGCUGCAAACUGCGCGGCGGAUGACAUACUUGAGACUAUGCCACCAGCUGCCGCCACACUUGCUUUGAAAGAGGCGAUUUUGAAGCUCCGGGGAAAGAAGACAGAGGUCUCCCCGAUAAACAAGGUCGCGUCAAUCCUUUGCUUCUUCCUCGAAUAUUGCAUCCAGCAACUCGACCUCAGUGAGAGCAUCGCCCGCGAACUCAGCGAUGAUAUAUGCGAUAUGUGUCAGGGCUUACUAGACGAGCUCCUAUUCCGACGAGGCCUAUUGUCUAACAACCUGAAAACAUAUCUGCAAUUCCGCGGUAAGACAAUGGGAAUCCAUCCAUUUUUCACUUUGAUCCGCACACUACACAAACCGAUCGAUGCGGAAUAUCUCUCUGGACUACGAGAUCUCCAGAAGCGGGUUAGUUUGGUUCUAGGGCUACAAAACGACCUUGUUGGCCUGGAGAAAGAUCGUCGAAAUGGCGAGACCAUGAAUGCAGUCUUGGUAUCCUUGAAGGAACAAGCGGGAACAGAUGUGGAUCACAUGAAUAUGAUAUUGCCGAAGACUAUUCAGGAUGUAUGCGAGAUCCACAAUCUUUGUCUCUCGGCUGCAGUGGAGGUGCAUGAAGGACUACAACUUUCACGGGGUCAUUCCGAAGAGGGGAUACUUGAGACUACAGUUCUAGCCUUUGCCGACACGCACCUGAAAUGGUGCGCCUCGUCUAAAAGGUAUCAGGCGAAGGUACAAUAG
Penicillium griseofulvum is the source of this 1122-nucleotide messenger RNA. Its product is annotated as terpene synthase family protein. Lineage: Eukaryota; Fungi; Ascomycota; Eurotiomycetes; Eurotiales; Aspergillaceae. The transcript has 3 exons. The record is from RefSeq and is a predicted model, not a curated record. The coding region runs from base 1 to 1122 and encodes 373 amino acids.